Molecule: messenger RNA, 1092 nt
Organism: Centropristis striata (black sea bass)
Lineage: Eukaryota; Metazoa; Chordata; Actinopteri; Perciformes; Serranidae
Product: trace amine-associated receptor 13c-like
Exons: 1
Coding region: 1-1029 (342 amino acids)
Biological process (GO): G protein-coupled receptor signaling pathway
Cellular component (GO): membrane
Molecular function (GO): trace-amine receptor activity
Source: RefSeq, a predicted model, not a curated record
AUGACGUCUGGCCUUUCUCCAGAGCAGUACUGUUUUCCAGGCUCUAAUGCUUCUUGUGUUAAGGCAGAGUUCAGUGAGGGGGCCAAAGUUGUCCUCUAUUGGUUGUUUGUUUUAGGUAUGCUGGUUACCAUUAUAGGGAACUCUGUUGUCGUUGUGUCAAUAGGCCAUUUCAAGCAGUUGCAUAAUCCUACCAAUGUGCUUAUUCUAUCUCUUGCUCUUGCGGACCUUCUUGUGGGUGUCAUUGUGAUGCCUUUCAGUGCCAUUCGAACUGUUCACGGCUGCUGGUUCUAUGGUGAUGACUUCUGUCUGCUGCACUCCAGUUUUGACAUGUUUCUUACCAGUGUCUCUAUCUUCCACCUAAUCUGUAUUGCUGUAGACAGACAACAAGCUAUAUGCAAUCCUCUGCAUUACUCUAGGAAUAUCACAAUGUCAGUGGCCUGGGUUAUGGUAUGUGCCAGCUGGACACUGGCUGCUGUUUACUCUUAUGGUUUACUUUACUCAAAGGCCAAUGUUGCAGGGUUAGAGGAUUAUAUAGCAUCAAUAAACUGUCUCGGCAGUUGUAACCUUCUCUUUAACUCUCUCUGGGGAAUCCUGGACACUGUUAUUGCCUUUUUCUUUCCAUGCACUGUGAUGGUGUGUCUGUAUGCAAAAAUAUUUAUUGUGGCUACAGAGCAUGAAAGAAAAAUUGGAGAUCCAAACAGCUGUUUUAAUGACAGGGUUAGAGGUGGGUUGAUUAAACAGUCUGAGCAUAAGGCUGCAAAGACUCUGGGUAUUGUGCUUGGUGCAUUCAUCUUUUGUUGGAUGCCCUUUUUUAUAAAUUCUAUAAUUGAUGCCUACACUGGCUUCAGUACACCUGCUACCAUCUUUGACGCAUUUGUUUGGUUGGGUUACUUCAAUUCAACAUUAAACCCAAUUAUUUAUGCUUUCUUUUAUCCUUGGUUUAAGAAAUGCUUUUAUCUCAUUGUCAAUCUGAAAAUAUUUGAUCCCCAUUCUUCAACUAUAAAGGUGCAUAUUAUGACACAUUUUUAACAGUACUGUUAGGUAUUUGUAUGUUUGCAUUAACAGCAUAUUUAUAUGUUAUAUGUUUUUGUU